Trichomonas vaginalis G3 is the source of this 234-nucleotide messenger RNA. Its product is annotated as hyaluronan / mRNA binding family. The record is from RefSeq and is a predicted model, not a curated record. The coding region runs from base 1 to 234 and encodes 77 amino acids. NCBI's taxonomy places the organism in Eukaryota, Parabasalia, Trichomonadida, Trichomonadidae. The transcript has a single exon.
AUGUCAGAUAAGCUUGCUGUGCUUAAAGACUAUCCAAAAGACGGUCCAGAGAUGCCAGAGCGUGAAAAGAUUGUUCGCCAAAAAGAUCGUCAUGAUCCAGGCAACGGAAGAAGAGAUAAGACAAAACGCCAGGGAAACGGCGCUGGAAACUGGGGUGAUCCAAAGGAUGACAUCAAGUACAUCAAUGAUCACGAGCCUCAGGAAGACGAAUUAGAAGAGAAAGCUGAGAAGUAA